AUGGAAGCCAUUUCAAAACUUCCCUAUACACAUCAACCAAUAAGGUCCAUUAGUUUUCCCACAAGAGGAAACCCUUCUUCUCAAACAACUGAAUCACUUCUAAACAACCUAAAGCACCAUCAUCAACACUUUCUCUCAAACAACAUUCAUUUGGAAGCAAACAAAAUUCAAAGUGACUUAGUGGAGCUUGCAAGGAUUUACAAUUCCAUAGAAGAACUCUUCAAUUCUCAACAAACCAAACAAUGUCUUCUACGCUACCAAGAUGGAAAACUCAUAUCAGAUUCUCUGUGUUACUCAGUCACAUUGCUAGACGCUUGCGAGUGUUCGAGAGAUUUAUUGUUUGUUUUUAGAGAACACAUGCAAACACUUCAAUCAGCAAUACGUAGAAGAAGAAAAGGUGAUUCAAGUAUUGAAAACAGUGUUUCUUGUUAUGAAAGUUUCAGAAAGAAAGCAAAGAAGAAAGUUUCAAACCAACUUUUGGAGCUAAAGAAAAUGCAGAACAAAGUUAACUCAUUUUCUCUAUCCGAUCAAGAUCAACAAUUAGCAUUUUUGGUUAGAGUUUUAAGAGAAGCAAAUUCAAUCACUAUAUCUAUAUUAUGUUCUGUGCUACUUUUUGUGUCUAUGGCAGCAUUUGGAACAAAAGGCUCGUCAUUGAUUUCGAAGUUGAAGCCUUUGUUUUCUUAUGAGAAAGAAGGGAAGAACAAAAAUGAGGUUGAAGAUCUCAACAAUGCUUUGUGUUCUCUUGUUGGAAGAGAGAAAAAUAGUGAUUAUUCUAAUAGUGAAAGUCAAAGGGUAUUAAGAUUGUUAGAGAGAUUGAAUGAUAAUGUUGAUAGUUUGGAAGGUGGGUUAGAUUGUUUAUUUAGAUGUUUGGUGAAAAAUAGAGUGUUGUUUCUUAAUAUGCUAGCUCUUUAG
Messenger RNA from Lathyrus sativus (Indian pea), 912 nucleotides. NCBI's taxonomy places the organism in Eukaryota, Viridiplantae, Streptophyta, Magnoliopsida, Fabales, Fabaceae. The record is from the annotation of a GenBank genome assembly.